GGCCAAACAGUAGCAGUCAUCUUCGACAAUGCAUCGGAAUUAUAAUGGGUUCUAUUCUCUCCAUUUGAAUCCUUCCUUCCAUUCUGAUGCUCUCCUGAUAAGCGUAUGGUGCCUGCUGAGGUGACCUGAAGCCUGAGCAAGAGGAGGAAGAAGACAUAGCAGAGAGGUUGGUAGAGAGAGAAGGGAAGAAAGGAAGAGGAAAGAGUGAGGAGGCAUGAAGAUCCAGUGCGACGUGUGCGAGAAGGCGCCGGCGACGCUGAUAUGCUGCGCCGACGAGGCCGCCCUUUGCGCCAGCUGCGACGUCGAGAUCCACUUGGCGAACAAGCUGGCGAGCAAGCACCAGAGGCUUCGCCUCGACUGCCUCUCCAACAAGCUCCCUCGCUGUGACAUCUGCCAAGAGAAGGCAGCUUUCAUAUUCUGUGUCGAGGAUCGAGCCCUAUUUUGCCGGGACUGUGAUGAACCCAUUCAUGUCGCUGGCACCCUUACCGGCAACCACCAGCGUUACCUGGCCACUGGAAUCCGUGUGGCUGCAAAUGCGAUGUGCAACAAGGACUUCAAUGACAAUACCGAACCACCAAACCAAGGGCCAGCCACACCAGCCGCAAAAGUUCCUGAAACACCACAAACCAUUUCAUCAUUCAUGGACUCGGCAUGGGCUGCUGAUGAGUUCCUUCAACUUUAUGACCAAGAAACUGGUUACAAGGGGUCUCCUGUAGGAUAUGAGGAGUUGGAUUGGUUUGCAGACAUUGGUCUUUUCCAUGACCAACUGCCCAAGGCGACCCAAACAGCAGCUCAAGUCCCUGAACUCCCCACCACACAAGCAAGCAACACAGGCUUCUACAGAGCCAACAAAUUCCCUGUUCCACAAGCUAGUGAUACAGGAUUCUACAGAGGCAACAAGUGUGGCACUUUGUUUAAGAAGCCUAGGCUUGAGAUAUCUGAUGAGGAGGAGUACUUCACUGUCCCUGAUCUUGGAUAGUUCUUCGGUGUUGCAUAAGCCUAUCGUAUAAUACUAGUGAUUUGAAUGACUAUAUAAAGACAGAGAAAACAGAGACAGGAGAAGGACAUAAAUAUUUCAACAAUUUCUGAAGAAAAUGUGGAUAGAUUUAUGAUUCAGUUGACUCCAGAACAGUAUAUUUUAGCUUGAUUUGCAUGUUUGUCUAGGAAGUGAAUACAUUUGGUUGCAUAAGCCUAUCGUAUAAUUCUCCUAA
Molecule: messenger RNA, 1211 nt
Organism: Musa acuminata subsp. malaccensis (wild Malaysian banana)
Lineage: Eukaryota; Viridiplantae; Streptophyta; Magnoliopsida; Zingiberales; Musaceae
Product: B-box zinc finger protein 24
Biological process (GO): regulation of DNA-templated transcription; photomorphogenesis
Cellular component (GO): nucleus
Molecular function (GO): zinc ion binding; nucleic acid binding
Source: RefSeq, a predicted model, not a curated record